Messenger RNA from Orbilia oligospora ATCC 24927, 1863 nucleotides. RefSeq lists its product as uncharacterized. NCBI's taxonomy places the organism in Eukaryota, Fungi, Ascomycota, Orbiliomycetes, Orbiliales, Orbiliaceae. The record is from RefSeq and is a predicted model, not a curated record. The transcript has 4 exons. Gene Ontology annotation, biological process: silent mating-type cassette heterochromatin formation. Gene Ontology annotation, cellular component: SHREC complex; rDNA heterochromatin. Bases 1 to 1863 code for a protein of 620 amino acids.
AUGGCAAAAGACACAGAGCCACCGAAGUGGAGGAUAUUGGUAUCUUCUGGUCAGUCCGAUGGGAAUACAUCUGCUCGGCCGGAUCCACAGCAGUUAAAGCCGGGGGCAGCUGUAGGGCACCUAGUGGAAGUGUCCCAUAAUAUGGUUCUGGAUGUCUUAUGGAGACAGAUGUUAGGAACAUUGUAUAUGGAAAAGGUUUGCCCGGAGGAGCAUGCAAAACAUCAAUGGUGGGUCCUAGAGGCACUACCUGCAAACUAUCAGCUAUAUACGCAUCGCAAGCCGAAUCCCGAAAAGCUGACGGCAAAACAACUGGCAUCUACUGGUCUCUUUUUUGGUCUCAGAGCCGGCAAUUCCAACCUGGCUUUCCAAUCGCCCCAGGAUUUCUUACCACAUCUUAUAUGGCUAGAAAGCGACAAGAGUAAAGCAUGUACUUGUCGUCAUUGCAACAGGCCCCCAGAGCCUACUCCGGUCAAUGGGCAGCUCCCCUACCCGAUCCUGUUGAAACUCAUGCAGGCUGAUUCUAACCCUGCGAGUGGCCUGUAUCGACCUGGCGAGAUGGUAUGGGCAAACCCUAACGACACUUACCCUGUGAUCUCCAUCGUGGCGAGCAGGGUUCUAGCGGAAGGUGCAGAGGCAACGUAUCAAUUAGUCCCUCUUAAGUCGCCCCGCAUUAUCAACCGACCACCCUUCACUCUGCCAGAGAGUCGCCUUCGCCCUUGGCUAUCAUACACGCCACCUGACCCUCUGCAGCCAUCGAUCUCACAGCGGAAGUACCAAGUCAAGUGGGCGGAGAUCAAUUGGCAGGAAUGGAAUCGCCAGGAUGCGGAAUUGCAUGAUGCAAGUAUCAUCGCAAGUAUCCGCAUCGCCUGCAACAUCGGCAUCACCACGUGUGCUACCGAAACGGGUGAAAUUAUAAUCCCUUGUCUAUGGCUAGGGGCUGAGAAGAUUUGGCGGAACGAGGAAGUCCGCGUUAUGACACCUGAGAUUGAAGGCCAGAAGGGUAUGGACGUGCUUGUGAUCAAGGAUAUUACUCGAGACGGUAACAACGGCUUGUUCUUCCAGGGCAAUGUCUACUGUAAAAUCCUGCAUCCUCUGCAACCGCAGCAGUUUCCGGACCCGCCGCCGACACCUAGAAUGCAACAGGAUGCGGCGAGCAUUGGGUGCCGCUGGUAUUUAAAAUAUCCAAAUGUCCAAAUCAACGCCAUGGAGAUCAAGGGGAGAUGGUACCCAUCGUCUGUUCUACGGCCAAUAAUAAACCCUGCGGCCGAACCACCAGAUAAUACAUACUACGAUGUUAGCGUAUUACUCAAUAACAAUACGGACAUUCCAAACCAUAGUGGAGGUUGGAGGGUUAGUUCGAAUCGAGAAGAGCAUGUCCUUGGGAUCGGGCAUCUAGCCAAUAAUCAGCCCGCCGGUUGGAUUAACAUUGACGAUUGGAGAAGGCUGUAUGUGGAUGAUGCUAAGCAAUGGACUCUUGAAACUGCUCCGGUCCAGUCUAUCCCGGUCCAACAAGUCCAGCAAGCCCCGACAGUUCCAAACGCAGUUGAAACUACAAAACCGGCAAAGAAGGCUGCUACCACACGUAAAACGACCACAAAACGUGUCAGCACGAAAACCAAGCAGACUGCGCAAACGGUAGAAGAGCCACCAUCUGAACCGAAACUGCAGCAAUCUCCUGCUCCAGCUCAAGCCGCCGCUCAGGCUCAGGGUUCCACCGCGCCGUCGGAGCAGGAAGCUAAUAGGCAGCAGGCUGAGAACUACGACGAUAACCAUGAAGAUGAUUUUCUACGUCAGAUUGAACAGGACGGAGCCGAUUUCGAGAAGGCCGUUCAGGAGGGUGACCCCUGGGCUUUCUACGGCUAA